Lepus europaeus (European hare) is the source of this 972-nucleotide messenger RNA. It is a transcript of the gene IL17D, whose product is annotated as interleukin 17D. Lineage: Eukaryota; Metazoa; Chordata; Mammalia; Lagomorpha; Leporidae. The record is from RefSeq and is a predicted model, not a curated record. The transcript has 3 exons. Gene Ontology annotation, molecular function: cytokine activity. Bases 1 to 630 code for a protein of 209 amino acids. Gene Ontology annotation, biological process: inflammatory response. Gene Ontology annotation, cellular component: extracellular region.
AUGCUGGGCGCACUGGUCUGGAUGCUCGUGGCCGGCUUCCUGCUGGCGCUGCCGCCGGGCCGGGCGGCGGGCGCGCCGAGGACCGGCAGGCGCCCGGCGCGGCCGCGGGGCUGCGCGGACCGGCCCGAGGAGCUCCUGGAGCAGCUGUACGGGCGGCUGGCGGCCGGGGUGCUCAGCGCCUUCCACCACACGCUGCAGCUGGGGCCGCGCGAGCAGGCGCGCAACGCGAGCUGCCCAGCAGGGGGCAGGCCCGCCGACCGCCGCUUCCGGACGCCCACCAACCUGCGCAGCGUGUCGCCCUGGGCCUACAGAAUCUCCUACGACCCGGCCAGGUACCCUAGGUACCUGCCCGAAGCCUACUGCCUGUGCCGCGGCUGCCUGACGGGGCUCUUCGGGGAGGAGGACUUCCACUUCCGCAGCACCCCGGUGUACAUGCCCACCGUCGUGCUGCGCCGCACCCCGGCCUGCGCCGGCGGCCGCGCCGUCUACACCGAGGACUACGUCACCAUCCCCGUGGGCUGCACCUGCGUCCCCGAGCAGGAGAAGGACGCGGACAGCCUCAACUCCAGCAUGGACAAGCAGGGCGCCAAGCUGCUGCUCAGCCCCAAUGACCAGCCGGCCAGCCCCUGAGGGCCGCCACGGCCACCUCCAAGGGGCAGGACAUGGCCGGUGACCCCUGAGGGCCGCCACGGCCACCUCCGGGGGGCAGGGCUUGGCCAGCGACCCUGAAGGCCACAAACCAAACGCAAGCAGAGAGACCUUCCUCCCAGAGUAGCGGGUCCGCUGCGCACGCUCGCUGGUGUUCGGGCAGGCGGAAGUGCACGCAGUGCUGGGGCCAGGGGACUUUUCCAGGGCCGCCUCCGGCCCCAGGGCACUGGUGCUGCAUGGCUGUGCUUGGGCCAAGGCGCUCCCUCCAGCUGGGGGUAGAUACAGAUAAGCUUUAAAAAAAAAAAACAAAUUUUUGUUUUAAGA